AUGGGUAUUGUCAAAGAGCUGACUAUAUGUGCGUUUGUGGUGUAUGGGGUAGGCAAAUUAGUUUUAUUGGUUUGUUUCAAAAUUUUCUUCAAAAAUAAUUUGCACCCACAGAAACAGCAAACACAAAUACAACACAUAAAUUCACCUAUUCACGCAUCAGCCACAAAUACACGUAGAGAUACUUGUAUCUGUGACAGGCCGCCAUGCCAUAUCGUUUGCACGAGAUGCGGUUUUGAAUUAAUGGGUCGCCUACAGAAGGUCUGUCCGGCGCAUCCAAAAAAGUUGGCUUUAAUGGAUCAUCGUGAAUGUCCAAAUCGAAGCUGCAAAAGUAUUCGUCUUAUUGAAGUAUCGAACGACCAAACUAAGUAAAC
Messenger RNA from Enterobius vermicularis (human pinworm), 371 nucleotides. The record is from the annotation of a GenBank genome assembly. Lineage: Eukaryota; Metazoa; Nematoda; Chromadorea; Rhabditida; Oxyuridae.